AUGGAAAGGACCAAUAAGAGCAGCCCAGUAGGAUUUAUUCUGUUGGGUUUCUCUGACCAGCCCCAACUGGAAAUGAUUCUUCUUUAUGUCAUCUCCGUCUUUUACAUCCUGACAUUUGUGGGGAACACAACCAUCAUUCUGAUAUCUUACCUGGAUCCUAAACUCCACACGCCCAUGUAUUUUUUCCUCUCCAAUCUUUCCUUCCUGGAUCUCUGCUUCACCACCAGCAUUAUUCCCCAAAUGCUAUGGAACUUUAGGGGUCCUGAUAAGAACAUCACUUACAUUGGCUGUAUGAUUCAGUUUUUUGUGGCUCUGGGGUUGGGUUCUGCUGAGUGUGUUCUCCUGACUGUCAUGGCUUAUGAUCGCUACAUUGCCAUCUGUCGGCCCCUUCACUAUACUCUUAUCAUGCACCCAAGGCUACUUAAACAGUUGGCAGUUGUGAUCUGGAUCAGUGGCUUCCUAGAAUCCUUGGUUCAGUCAAUAUUGACUUUUCAGUUGCCUUUCUGUAGUCACCACAAGGUGGAUGAUUUUAUGUGUGAAGAGCCAGCCUUGAUUAAAAUUGCUGCUGUGGAUACUACCUUCAUAGAAACUGAGCUUUGCAUAGCAAGUAUCCUUUAUGUUAUGAUGCCCCUAGGUCUCAUCCUAGUCUCCUAUGGAUGCAUAGCUAGGACCACAUUAAAGAUAAAGUCAACUGAAGGACGGCGGAAGGUAUUUGGGACUUGUGGUUCCCAUCUGAUGGUAGUAACCUUAUUCUUUGGAACAGUACUCAUUGUCUAUAUACAGCCCAAAAAUAAAUAUACUCAGAAUCAGAGUAAAUUCCUCACCCUCUUCUAUACUGUGGUUACCCCUACCCUUAACCCCAUGAUAUAUACCUUAAGGAACAAAGAUGUGAAGGGGGCAUUGGGAAGAUUGCUGGGUUGA
Monodelphis domestica (gray short-tailed opossum) is the source of this 921-nucleotide messenger RNA. RefSeq names its product olfactory receptor 2B8-like. Lineage: Eukaryota; Metazoa; Chordata; Mammalia; Didelphimorphia; Didelphidae. Gene Ontology annotation, molecular function: olfactory receptor activity; G protein-coupled receptor activity. Gene Ontology annotation, cellular component: membrane. The record is from RefSeq and is a predicted model, not a curated record. Gene Ontology annotation, biological process: G protein-coupled receptor signaling pathway.